Molecule: messenger RNA, 5598 nt
Organism: Anolis sagrei ordinatus
Lineage: Eukaryota; Metazoa; Chordata; Lepidosauria; Squamata; Anolidae
Gene: MOCS1
Product: molybdenum cofactor synthesis 1
Biological process (GO): Mo-molybdopterin cofactor biosynthetic process
Molecular function (GO): cyclic pyranopterin monophosphate synthase activity; 4 iron, 4 sulfur cluster binding; metal ion binding
Source: RefSeq, a predicted model, not a curated record
ACCUCAGUUUGGGGUUGCGGGAGGCUGAGGGAAUUCGUGGGUUUGGCAGGGCCCAUGGCAGCUGUGGCCAUCGCCGCGCAACGAGGCCGCUGGCCUUCCCUCCUGCUGCGGAGGGCCUGCCAAGCCCCGCCAGGCCGAGGGUGCCGCUCCGGGGCGCCCGUGAGGCAACGGCAACAGCCGCAAGUCGUCGCAGCCCCCGUCGCUCAGGAGAUUACAAAUCCAAGAAGGAAAGGAUUUCUAAGUGAACAUGCUGCUCCUUUCUCUGCUUUCUUGACUGAUGGUUUUGGCCGCCAGCAUAAUUACUUAAGGAUCUCACUGACUGAGAAAUGCAACCUCAGAUGUCAGUACUGCAUGCCAGAGGAGGGAGUUCAGUUAACUCCCAAAUCAGAACUGUUGAGCACCCAGGAAAUCAUCACUCUUGCCAGACUCUUUGUGAAAGAGGGUGUGGACAAGAUCCGAUUGACUGGAGGAGAGCCUCUUAUCCGGCCAGAUGUAGUGGACAUCAUAGCUCAGAUGCGCAAACUAGAAGGACUUGAAACCAUUGCUGUUACAACGAAUGGCAUCAACCUAGCCAGACUUUUGCCCCGGCUCAAAGAGGCUGGCCUAAAUGCCAUUAACAUCAGCUUAGACACAUUGGUCCCAGCAAAAUUUGAAUUCAUUGUCCGCCGAAAAGGUUUCCACAAGGUGAUGGAAGGCAUUCAUAAAGCUCUUGAACUUGGAUAUGAUCCUGUCAAGGUGAACUGUGUGGUUAUGAGAGGCCUCAAUGAAGAUGAGUUGCUGGAUUUUGUGGCACUUACAGAGAAAUAUCCCCUGGAUGUGCGCUUCAUAGAAUACAUGCCCUUCGAUGGCAACAAAUGGAACUUUAAGAAAAUGGUGAGCUAUAAAGAGAUGCUGGAUACAAUCAAGCAAAAAUGGCCAGAGCUGGAAAAACUGCCAUGUGAAGAAGCCUCUAGCACUGCCAAGACAUAUAAGGUGCCACAUUUUCAGGGACAGGUCAGCUUCAUCACCUCGAUGUCUGAGCACUUCUGUGGAUCCUGUAAUCGACUUAGAAUCACAGCUGAUGGGAACCUGAAGGUGUGCCUUUUUGGAAGCUCAGAAGUGUCCUUGCGAGAUCAUUUACGGUCUAAUGCCUCAGAAGAAGAAUUAAUUCAAAUUAUUGGUGGAGCUGUUGGCAGGAAAAAGAAGCAACAUGCAGGCAUGAUCAACAUUUCCCAGAUGAAAAACAGACCAAUGAUUCUCAUUGAGGCAACAUCAAGGUCAUUCUCCUUGCUCCAAGAUGCCCUACAGAACCGACCAAGUUUAAGCAACUGGGGCCACAGUCUUAAUCACUGGCUGACUCUGAGAAGGGGUUUAUACAAACAGAUGGGGAAAACAUUUAAGAAAAAUGUGUUUACAGGACAUGAUGCCUUGCCAGGAUCUUGUUCAGCACGACAGCUUGCAGCAGGAAUUCCGCAAGCUCAGCUCAGAAGCUGUUUUCUUCUCCAAAAAAUCAUGAGCUCCAGCUUGGAUACAAAGUGCCUUUGGACAGGAAUUAUUUUCAAGCAGACUGCUCACAUGAUGAGAGGCCUUCACUCUGGGAUGAUGAAUAACCAAGCAGAGGAAAGCAGUGGGACACGUCUUCCCACAGCCAAACAUAUUGGUGCUUCUGAUUGUCUAACCCACAUUGGCCAGGAUGGCCGUGCAUCAAUGGUAGAUGUAGGCAAGAAGCCAGAUUCAGAAAGAACUGCAGUGGCUAGUGCUGUGAUCACUUUGGGUGAGAAAGCUUUUGAACUGGUGCGGCAAAACCAAAUGAAAAAAGGUGAUGUGCUGGCAGUUGCACAAAUAGCAGGGAUUCAAGGAGCCAAGCUGACUAGUCUGCUGAUCCCACUUUGUCACAACAUCUCACUGAAUUUGGUGGACAUUGAUCUGAGUCUGGAUCAUGAAAGACAAGCUGUGGUUAUCCAGGCCAGGUGCUGCAGCCACAGCAAAACAGGUGUGGAGAUGGAGGCGUUGACCGCUGCCAGUCUAGCUGCCCUGACUGUGUAUGAUAUGUGCAAAUCAGUCACUCGUGACAUGGUCAUUGAAGAGGUGAAACUGCUCAGCAAGGAAGGAGGGCAAAGAGGAGACUUCCACCGAAACUGAAGACAUAAGCUAAAAGUUCUAAAUCAAGUUUUGUCUGCAUAAAAAAGAAUUUUUGCAUUCUAGGAAUUGGGGUUGCAACCACUAGAAAUCAAGCACAGUUUGACUUGCUGGCCUCUUUUCUUCUGGGUUGACAGCAAUUUAAGUAACUUGUUGGUUUUUAUGACAAUCAUCUCAUAGAGCUGCUUGCCAGGAGCUUCUUCGUUCUCACAUUGUUUUUAGCCUUGAUAAAAUGCAGGUUUUGAUGAGCACUGUAACUUUUUUGAUUACAUAGAAGACUGCCAUAUCCAGAGUUCACAGUAAUCCAUAGUUUUUUUUUCCUCUGCAUAAAAAUAUGGUAAACACUUGCACAGCAAAUUAAACUGCUUAAGAUAAUUCUGGUCUAGAAGUAGAAAUUAUGACAAACAAAUAGCACACAUGGACUUAACACAGGAAGAUAUAAACUGUGAGCUAUCUUAUCACUUCCUAGACCUUGUGGCCCACAUAGAAUUUGGGUCAGGGGGCAGUUUACCCUUGAAAACGAAAAACUGAUGUGUCCCAAAUGGGUCUUUACAUUCAUGGUGAUGAUGAGUAUUUGUUGGACACAUCAUGCACAAAUAAUUCUGCCUUUCUAGAAAACUGAGCUUUUUUAUUAAAAGCUCUAGACUUAUCUUUCAUCUUCAGGAUUCCAAAAGUAUUGCAUUGGACUACCUGUACUCUUGUGCUGAAACCACUCCUGUAGAGUACUUUUCUAACAUCACCCUGAAACCCUUCGACUUUUUAUUCCGAGUCUCCUCAAUGUUCAUUUCUGCCAUUUACGUCAUGGUAGCAUUCAAUUUAGUGAUCAUUUUAAGAAGCAGACUAGAAUUGUAACAAGAGUAUGUAAAUUAAAAAAAUCACAAUUAUAUUCUUGUAACAAAGUUUAAGAUUAUCCUCUAAAUCUGCCCCCAGUGAUUGGUUAAAAAUACAAAUGGAUAACAACACCUCUAGGUGCAAGCCAAAGAAAUUUCACAUUGGCAAGUUAAUUCAGAGCAUUAUUGCCUUAAAUUGAAGAGGACAUAAAGAUUAAGCAGCAUCUUUUCCACCUCAUCUAACUGUGCUGUUUCUCAGAUUCAUGCCAGAUCACCCUCCCAUCAUAUUUGCCUUUUUGACAUGAGGCCACAUCACAUAAAAAUGUCCCAAAAUGUUGCACUUCAAAAGUUAAAAUUUGAAAACCUCAAGAUUUAAAAUAUUUUUUCCCUUGAGCAUGAUUUGAACUCUAUGGGUGAGGCUUUGUUCCUGCUAUAUCAGAUCAUGUUGGGGUUCCAAUUCAGAAUUUUAAAUUAGUUAGGGUGGGAGAAGGAUGUGACUAAAGAUAGAGAAGAGUGCUUUGGGCUUUGGAAAUAAGUCAGGAAUGAGAAGUAGACACCUAUCUCAUUGGAUUGAGCAGAGAAGUUGAACUUUGCUUCUGUGUGCACUUAUAUUUGGAGUGAGCAAAGUGUGUCCCACAGGCCUCAUGUAUCCCCCAAGAGCCCCUCCAAUACCCCACAACUCCAAUGUUUACUUUUUUGUUGGUUAGGUUUUGGGGUGAUUUUUGUUCCCCAAAUCUUUAAAAAUGCCUUUAAAGCAUCAGUCCACUUCCCUAAACCCCUCCCCCCAAAACUUCAAACUAGAUAAUUAAAACAAAGAGGAAAAAUUAGCCAAAAUGACAGCCAGAAGUGGCAUGCAAUCACUUUGGGUGUGCUGAAAUGCAGUGCUGCAGACUGAGUGGAAACAACAAGGGAGAAAUUGCCACUCUCCUUUCUACAGUUGCCCACCCGAUUUAUUCCUUCCAGUCUCGUUCAGAGAGAUCUCUCCCUCACCCAUCCACCCACCCACCCAUUUUCUGUAGGGUAAAAUAGUAUUCCAGGAUCUUCUUUUCCUAAAGUAACUGCUGCAUACAGUAGCGAAUCAGAUAUUAAGUCAUCAUUCCAUUUUUCAGCAGCAAUUAUGAAAGAAUCUUUGGAUGGAAGGGUUUCUCUUUGCUCACAUAUCGUUUUUCUUUUUCCUUUGGUGCAUUUAAAAAGUAUAUAGUUGCAUAAAUAAUGUAAGAAAAAAAUAAUCAGAUUUCAACACUUUAUAGCUAUAUAUGGUUGUCCUUAGCGGUUUUAUGUAGCCCAUGUUGCUCACACAUGUGUAACAGCAAAACCCACAGGGCAGACAGGAGACCUUGUGAACAGUCCAAAAGCUAUUUUCGCCCCUUGGUAUAUGGCUGACAUUACAUGGGAGUAGUUAUUUUUGUGUAGGAAAAAAUGUACUGUCUGAAGAAGCAUGUAGAGAUAAAAGUACUGUGGUUUUAUAUUUCUUAUUUAGUUGCCAGGAUCCUGGGAUUUCUGCACCAGAAAAUAAAUAUUCCAGGUAGGAUAUUGAUUAGAAAUCUGUAGAAACUGCCAAAAAUGUCUUCUGUAUCUCACUGUGAAACCAUUCAGAUGAACAAGAUUAUAGCUGAGGCUUGUUUGAACUAUGUUUUGCAAUAUGGUCUCUAUAAUAAAAAACUGUGUUUUGCUGCUGUAGGAAACAGAUUGGAGUGUUAGGGUGAUACCCAAAUCCUAUUUUAGGUUAGCAAUAAAAGGCAUUCCAUUUGGGAGCAGAAUUGGUUUGGCUAGACUUUUAUACCUUGAGCAAUAUUUCUUCUUGCAAACUCAGGCUUAUCAAAUGAAACGGAGUGUCAUCGCAACAUCAAUGUAGCAAAUAUUAAGUGUGCCCCCCCCCCCAUUUUUUGGCAAGUUAUGAAAGUUACCUUCUCUGGGAGUUUUGGUUACUUUCCUAAAUGCACUAACAUGAUUUCAUUCAAAAGGGCUUUAAAUUAAGAGGCUUUUUAAAUGCUGGGUCUGAAUAUGAUGUGUUCAUUUCUGAAAAAUCUGCACAGUAAUUCAUAACAGGGUGUGUAGAUAAGAAGCUUUUGAAAAAUAAAAUGUUUUUCUUUGAGUGAAAUCAUUAGUCUUCAUGCUAAUGGCUUUGGCAAGAAUGUUUUUAUCCCUUUGUGGAAUAAGUUGUUAAAAACAUGUUUCGGUUCUAAAACAGAAUGCUAUAAAAAUCUUGGAUCAACACAUGUUGCCAUGCGCUGGGUCAGAGUUAUUUAGUUACAGAUUUAUGGGAACGCUGAGAUGGGAUUUUGUGCAUGUGUGCAUAUACUGUUAUAAUAAAGAACCAUUGCAAGUCCAAGCAUAAUUGGACUCAUUUAUGAUAUGUGUUCAGAUGAUGAUGUGAACAUGGGAGGAAUAAGAAGUCAUCAAGUUAGAUAAUUUUCUGAGAGAGGUUCCAUUUACACCUCCCCCACACCACCUGUCUUCAAUUUGGGAGGCAGUACCUCCUUGAAUCAAUGUUAAGAGUAUACUAGAACAGGACUAUCUAAUCUUUUUCUGCUUGCAGCUAUUUUCCACCUCAGAAAUUUUUACAUGACCCCAGUAUGUAUAUUUAUAAAAUAUGUAUAAAAAACAAGCAUUUACUGUUAAUAAAUCAGCAUUUGCAAGGUUUGCUAAA